AUGCUCCCAUCUCGCUCCCGUUGCACUUUACUUCGGAUCUCAGAUGCACUAGUGCAUUUAGAGUCUGCACAGAUUUCAUAGUUUCUACAACGAAUUUAAUUUCUUUCUUCCCUGUGUGAGUCUCAUCUUGAGAUUUCUGAUAUAUUGUGGAAACAUAUGAAGAAAGUGCUUCGAAGAUGUGGAAGGCGAUUAUAGUGGUGUUGAUAUGUUUUAGCUUCUUCGUGAGAGCUGAGAAUGUGACGACAAACAUUGAUAAUGAUGUAAAAAUUGAGGAAAAGCGGACGUGUAAUUGCCGAUGUGGCGAAAGGAACGAAGCGUCCCGGAUAGUGGGCGGUGUAGAGACCGCGGUCAACGAGUUCCCCUGGGCGGUGAGGUUGUCCUACUUCAAGAAGUUCUACUGUGGGGGCAUGCUCAUCAACGACCGCUAUGUGCUUACAGCGGCACACUGUGUUAAGAGUUUCAACUGGUUCAUGAUCAAAGUGACUCUGGGCGAGCACGACCGGUGCAACGCCACCCGGCGACCUGUCACCAGGUUUGUCGUGGAAAUGGUUCUCCACAACUUCACUUACUCCAAUUUUAAGGAUGACAUAGCUCUGCUGAAGUUGAACGAACCAGUCACGAUUACUGAUACUGUCAAGCCGAUUUGCUUGCCUAAAGAUGAUGGACAAACGUACGUAGGUGUAAAGGCAAUCGCAACAGGCUGGGGUUCCUUAACAGAGGAGAAGAACCAUUCCUGCAAGUUGAUGGAAGUGGAGGUCCCGGUGCUAAGCAAUGACGAAUGCAAGAAGGUUAAGUACAUGCCUAACAUGAUUGCUGACACCAUGCUUUGCGCUGGCUACCUUAAGGAGGGCGGGAAAGAUACUUGUCAGGGUGAUAGCGGUGGGCCUCUUUGUGCUGAAAGAAAAGAUAACAAGUACGAACUUUUAGGUGUGGUCUCCUGGGGAGUGGGCUGCGGACGUCCAGGGUACCCCGGGGUAUAUACAAGGGUCAACAAAUAUUUGGAUUGGAUCCGAGAAAACGCCCGCCAAGGCUGCUAUUUAUAUUCUGGAAAUCAGUUACAUUUUGGAAGUCACAGCGAAAAGAUGCUUUUCCUACCACUGUUGUGUUUUGCUUUCUUACAAGUGCAGAAUGCCACUGCAUUAUUUGAUUUUCUCUUGGGAAGACAGAAAAUCUGCGUCUGUCGCUGUGGCAUACAAAGACCAGUUACUCAGAGCUGGCUGAGCCGCGACUCGGUGUCUCCGAACCAGUACCCUUGGUUAGCGGCGGUGGAGGUUGGCUCAAGAUACAUUAGCGGGGUCUUAUUGUCUGACUCACAUAUCGUGACCGCUGCGUCUCCUUUGUAUGGCGUUUCAAGUAGUGAGGUGACCGUGACUCUAGGCAGUCGCGAUCGCUGCGGCUACGGCGAUGACACCAGCAGCCACGGUGCCGACUCAAUCCUCAUCCACCCUAGCUACUCAACGACCACCAGCGACAACGACAUAGCGCUGAUCAAGCUGAGGAACAAGGUCUCCUUCACUAACCUCAUCUCUCCUGUUUGUUUGCCUAUUAUUGGAUCAGACAGAUCAGGAAAAGUGGCUUCAGUUGCCUCAUGGGGCAACUAUUCGAGUGGCUCCAGCUGCUUGCCGAAGGUGGCGUCUUUGCCGUUAUUGUCGUCAGAUACCUGCCUCACCAGCUCCAUCAAUGUCUCCAUGGUGACGUCAGACAAAGGCUGUUUGGGACCCGCUGGCACUACAAGUGUUAUAUGCAGCGAUGACGUCGGCGCUCCAGUGAUGACGCAAUUGCUGAAGAAUGGAGCAUUUCGUCUGGUUGGGAUCAUAUCUUCUGCGUCCUGUGAGCAGGAGACCACUCCUCUGUAUACCAGCAUAAGUUCCCAUGCCGCCUGGAUCCGCCAGCAGAUUCGUUCGGAUUGCCAGUGUUUCUAAUUUUGAAAAUUAUUUUGUUUUCGAUUAAUUAAAUGUCAAAAACGGAGCAUCUGAUUGUUGUACUAAA
This is a messenger RNA of Ostrinia nubilalis (European corn borer), 1989 nucleotides long. Its product is annotated as transmembrane protease serine 9-like. Lineage: Eukaryota; Metazoa; Arthropoda; Insecta; Lepidoptera; Crambidae. The record is from RefSeq and is a predicted model, not a curated record. The transcript has 14 exons. Gene Ontology annotation, biological process: proteolysis. Bases 177 to 1922 code for a protein of 581 amino acids. Gene Ontology annotation, molecular function: serine-type endopeptidase activity.